AGCGAGAGGAUUUACAAAAUCUGUCAGCGUGAGAUAAUUGUUCUUGUUUUACCUUAGUGGAGAUAAGCCUGUUUUUCUAUGGAGGUCUAUAAGAGUUUCGAAUGCUGUAAGGCCGUAUUGAUCGAAUAGAAGUUUCGCAAUGUUUAGUCUGUUAAAAUGUGCUGAUAUAAUUGGAUGCAUGUGGAAUUCUGACAACUUUGAGAAAAACGACUUGGUUUUGCCUGUUGUUCACACGCGUGUCUGCCCUCUCAUUGGCUAGAAUUGUCCCAGCUGUUCUCGCCUGCCUUCGAUCACUGAGGACAUUUCCAUUGUUAGAGCGGUCACUCAGCUAUCUUGUCAAUAUAUUACAUCAUCUUUGUUACCAGUCGAACCAGUGGUAGGUAACGGGCUCACUCAGGUGUCAAUGAUGUCGUGUCCAUGUACACUUGGGACCUGCGACGCGUCUCUUAUCUCCAUUGUCUACAGUGUUGGGAAUGCAGCCGCCACUCCCGCCAGAUGAAGUCAGAGAGCUGGUGUGUUCCUGUCUUCACAGGGACCCAGUAGCUGCUGACCUGAGAUGCAGCCUGUUUGUUGCUGCUGCUCAGAGCUACAAGAGGGACUCACUGCUCAGACCCUACCCCCCCAGAUAUAUCAGAGACACUGACACCAAGGAGUUUGAUGAGCUGCUGUCAGAUGUGAGCAGUUUGCCUGGUGUGAGGGAGCUGGUGAGAUUGAGACCUGGCAAAGCUGACCAUCAUCUGGCCCUCACACACUGGGUUCUCUUCUCCAAGAGCUUCGCUGUGAAGACACUACAGAAAGACGAGUAUGUCAAGCUCUGUAACCUGACAGAGGCUGAGGGGAUCUCUACGCCGGUCCCGGACUUCCUGUUUGAGCUAGAGUACUGCGACCAGAUGAACGUUAAGUUUGAGAAGACGCGGGCGGGACGUGACCUCUUCUAUGCAUUCCACGGCAGCCGACUGGAGAACUUCCAUUCUAUCAUACACAACGGACUACACUGCCACCUCAACAAGACGUCAUUGUUCGGAGAGGGCACCUACCUCACCAGUGACCUCAGCAUGGCGGUCCUCUACAGUCCCCAUGGCAACGGUUGGGGCGACAGCCUCCUGGGACCGUUGCUAAGCUGUGUCGCCAUGUGUGAGGUCAUUGACCACCCAGACGUCAAGUGCCAGGUAAAGAGGAAAGACUCUGAGACCAUUGACCGGCAGCGAUCCAGAGCCAGGAACAGUGAAGGAGGAGAGGUCCCUCAGAAGUACUUUGUGGUCACCAACAAUCAGCUGCUCCGAGUCAAAUACUUGCUCGUGUACUCUCAGAGAAGACACCUGUCCAGACAUUCCCAGGGCAGGUCGUGGCUGGUCAGACAUCACUUUGCCAUUAUGAUGAGUCUCUACCUACUCCUUCUCAUCUUCAUCGGUACCUUCAACUCCACCACAUUCCUCUCCUUCUGGAACCGGCUCUUCCGGUGAUGUCACAAUCACAACACUGGCUCUUCCGGUGACGUCACAAACACAGGACGACACUCUUCCGGUGACGUCACAGAACGGUCAUGGUGCUUUUCCACUUCAGCCCAAGAUGGUUAAGCCUGAGGCUUUCUAUGGGCUUAAACCCUGGUGUUUUUACUAGGGAAAUAGUUUCCUUUCCAUCCCUUGGGCUUGACCCUAAGGCACGAGUGUGAAACUCAUUCCACGGAGGGCCGAGUGUCUGCAGGUUUUCGCGCCUCCCUUGUACUUGAUUGAUGAAUUAAGGUCACUGAUUAGUAAAUAACUCCCCUCACCUGGUUGUCUAGGUCUUAAUUGAAAAGAAAAACCAGCAGACACUAGACCCUCCAUUGAAUGAGUUUGACACUUCGAACUUGGGAAGAGCAGUGUGUCAAGUUCAACAACAUGUGAAAUUUCAACAGUUUCUUAUGAGAAGGAAUAGUUCAUCUAGACAUGGACCAUUCUUCUCAUUCAUAGUGCCUUCCCUAACACAGAGACAGACCAGACGGACAGACCAGACGGACAGCACAGGAGACAGACUGGACGGACGGACAGCACAGGAGACAGACCAGACGGACGGACUGCACAGGAGACACUCUGGGCGGACGUACAGCACAGGAGACAGACAGACCGGACGGACAGCACAGGAGACACACUGGACGGACGGACAGCACAGGAGACGGACAGCACAGGAGACAGACCGGACAGACAGCACAGGAGACAGACCGGAUGGACGGACUGCACAGGAGACACUCUGGGCGGACGUACACAACAGGAGACAGACAAACCGGACGGACAGCACAGGAGACGGACAGCACAGGAGACGGACAGCACAGGAGACGGACAGCACAGGAGACAGACCGGAGACAUACAGACGGACAGCACAGGAGGCAGACCGGACGGACAGCACAGGAGACGUGGGCAAAUAGGACAAACACCUUAACACUGUUUCCCUUUCAUGAGUUUUCCACCUGGCAUCCCUUUGUAUGUACAGUAUGCAUGGUUAUCACUGCUAUGGUUAUAACACCCUCACAUGCUGACAACACCGCCCGCGUCUCGUGAGCGAGCGUUGCAAAAUAAGUGUACACAUACAUGUUAUUCAACCAUUGCGUCCACACUGUGCACGCGUGUCAACGAGCGUCUGCGUAGACGGCCAGCGCUUUGUGACGCUUGAUGUGCUGCAAGUCCUGCGUCUCCCUUCUCCUCAUUGGUUUUUAGGAGUGUAUAUACCCACAUGGGUGAUUGAAAGAUGAACUGAGGUCCACUGUCCAGUUGGUGGUGGUAAUGCACCUUAAAG
Salvelinus namaycush (lake trout) is the source of this 2772-nucleotide messenger RNA. RefSeq names its product protein mono-ADP-ribosyltransferase PARP16-like. Gene Ontology annotation, molecular function: kinase binding; NAD+ poly-ADP-ribosyltransferase activity; protein serine/threonine kinase activator activity. Gene Ontology annotation, biological process: endoplasmic reticulum unfolded protein response. Lineage: Eukaryota; Metazoa; Chordata; Actinopteri; Salmoniformes; Salmonidae. The transcript is spliced from 7 exons. Bases 474 to 1463 code for a protein of 329 amino acids. The record is from RefSeq and is a predicted model, not a curated record. Gene Ontology annotation, cellular component: membrane; nuclear envelope; intracellular anatomical structure.